AGUAAACCAGGUUCCCCGGUACGGAGUUGUAUAUACACGUCCCCGCCUUAGACUUCGAGUAAAUAACCGUUUAAUAUUAACUGAGGCUGCCACUGGGUUUUUUUUUAUCGUAUUUUAUAGUUCUAGGCUCUCCUUAAAUGUAUUUUUUUUUUGUCAUUAUUGUUCAUAUUUCUGCGUGAAUUUUAAUUAACGUUGUCUCGCUGUGCGCAGGCUAGCUGUGUCUGGAGCGACACGUGCUAAUGUUCACGUUUUGGAAGCUUUUUUUUUUUACGGGUUUUAACAUUUUAUUGGGUUAACAGUUCUGACGAAGAGUCACAGUAGAUAAUCGCUGUGAGAAUGUACAGACCCGGUAAGAGGAGCGGUGGAGGAGGGAUACCGGACAGGUGGCUCGACUAUAAAGCUGUUGGAAAAAGACUCGAAGGGACUCGUUUCAUUGCCUUUAAAGUUCCACUCAAACGGGCUCUGACUCGUUGUCUCUCGGCCGCUGAUGUCUUCGGUCCUUGGGAGCUGCUGGACGCUCUGAGCACAGACAAUGAAGAGCUCGGUCUGAUCGUUGACCUGACGUUCACUACACGCUACUAUCAACUACAGGACCUGCCGGCGUCGCUGCUCUUUGUGAAAAUCUUCACUGCGGGUCACGAGGUUCCCCGCGACAACACGAUCCUGAGCUUCAAGCGUGUCGUUCGCAGGUUUCUACGAGAAAACGCAGACAACGACAAACUGAUCGGUGUCCACUGCACCCACGGCCUGAACCGCACGGGUUACCUGAUCUGCAGGUAUCUGAUCGACGUCGACGGGAUGGAUCCUAAACAGGCUGUCGACUUGUUUAACUCGUCACGGGGCCAUGACAUCGAGAGAAAGAACUAUUUGGACGACCUGCAGCAUGGACCAAAGAGGAGUAACGAGGGGAUUGAAGAGUCGAAGGAGGAGCCACAGAGAGGCUGCUCUGCCGAGCGGCCGUCUUCUGAGUCAGUGGACUCUGCGGACAGAGAGGACAGACGAGUCAGAGAGGACAGACGAGUCAGAGAGGACAGACGGGUCAGAGAGGACAGAGAGGACAGACGGGAAAGACGAGCACACGGCAGUGACUCCUGGUAUCACAGAUCUCUCUCUCCUCGAGCUUCAAACCACCGCCCACAUCAUCAUGAUCAUCAUCAUUAUCCUCCUCCUCCUCCUCCUCCUCCUCUGUACGGCGGCGAUCUUCUUUACGAUCCACCGCGAAGGAACGGCGGCCUUCUGCCCGAGCCGCCGUCCAUGCCUCCGCUUCAUCUGCACACGAGAGCCCACUUCCACCCGUACCAAUGGACCGCGCCUCAUCUCGACGGUCAGUGGGGGAGCCACAGCAGAGCCCCGCCCCCUCGCUACACAAGGACAGAGCAGGAAGAGGAGGAGCUGGGCCGCCGCCUCCGCUCACACUGGACCGAUGAGGACGAGUGGGCGAGUCAUCGCCACAGACACACACACAGCAUGAGAUAUGACCACUACUAGACUGAUCACAUGAUCACGUGACUGUGCUGACGGCGGAGCUGCAGUCGUCACAAAUCCACAACAGAGUCUCAUUUUAAUGAGCUGCGGCUGAAAAUGCAUCAGUGGACGAGGGACAUUAACAUUUUAUUGACUUGUUUUAUUUGCAGGAGGUUCUAGACAACUUUAACAAGAUGUUCACUGCUUUUAUUUUAGCUGUGAGACCGUGUUUUCUUACAGGAAACUGAAGUUUGUGUCACGAGAAGCGAGAGAAAGCAGUGAAUUUAUUUAGUUUUUAUGAAAACUGGCGUCAAAAAUGAAUGGUUAUGGUAAAAUUGAAAAGAGGAACCAUGAAACUCACCAAUUUUGCUUCAUCCUUCCAUUUUUGUUUUUUUAUUGUUUUGCUGUUGCUAUAGUUACGCCUGAUGUCCGCACUACUCAGGAACUUUGGUGAAGGUAAAAACAAUUUUUUAAAAUCUGGACUGGCAGAAAGGCAGAUUAUUUUUGUUUGAAAAUCCGGAUCUGAUUUUUACCCGGUCACGUGACCAGCUCGUGUCCUCUUCUAGGUCCAACCAUAAAAAGAACGUAGAAGAAGAUUGUGUCCUUUAGUAAAGCUCUUAUUGUUCUACAGAGGUCACUGUGCCUUGUUCAGCCAAAAGUUGACCUUGCCAACAAGAAUAAAUGUUUGAAACAUG
Messenger RNA from Solea senegalensis (Senegalese sole), 2159 nucleotides. It is a transcript of the gene dusp11, whose product is annotated as dual specificity phosphatase 11 (RNA/RNP complex 1-interacting). Gene Ontology annotation, biological process: dephosphorylation. Lineage: Eukaryota; Metazoa; Chordata; Actinopteri; Pleuronectiformes; Soleidae. Bases 337 to 1488 code for a protein of 383 amino acids. The transcript has 9 exons. Gene Ontology annotation, molecular function: polynucleotide 5'-phosphatase activity; protein tyrosine/serine/threonine phosphatase activity. The record is from RefSeq and is a predicted model, not a curated record.